CAAAACCGUUGGUGAUACCCCACAAUGGCCGUUGUUCUAAUUCCACUUCUCGCUCUCUUUUCAAUCUCUCUUCUUCCUCCCCUUCAUCUUCUUCAAUCCCAGCUUUCCAACAUCCACUCACUAUUCUCUGAAAUUCCCUUCAAACCCCACCUCUGGGUCCAAUUCCAGGGAGAUGAUCGAUUAUUCAGCUUCCCUUCCCUUACUUGUAACGAUCGGGAAAUGGGCAAUUUGGUUGGGGUUAUAAUGUUGUUAUGCGUAUAAUCUGCGUGUUUUCGAGGUGGGGUUUGUGGGAAUUUGGAGAGGGAGAGAAUGUCGAAUCUAUAUGGGGAUUUUAACCAGAAGAUUGAUUAUGUUUUCAAAGUUGUGUUGAUCGGAGAUUCGGCCGUCGGCAAAACCCAACUCCUUGCUCGAUUUUCACGGAAUGAAUUUAGCGUUGAUUCCAAAGCUACUAUUGGAGUCGAGUUUCAGACUAAAACUCUUGUUGUUGAUCAGAAAACAGUGAAAGCCCAGAUAUGGGAUACUGCUGGACAAGAACGGUACAGAGCAGUGACAAGUGCAUACUACAGAGGUGCAGUGGGAGCGAUGCUGGUUUACGAUAUGACGAAGCGCCAGUCAUUCGAUCACAUGUCCCGGUGGCUGGAAGAACUAAGAGGACAUGCUGACAAGAACAUCGUUAUAAUGCUGAUCGGAAACAAAUGCGACUUAGGAAGCCUCAGAGCAGUGCCAACAGAAGAUGCACAAGAAUUUGCAGAAAGAGAGAACCUGUUCUUCAUGGAGACAUCAGCGCUCGAGUCGACAAACGUCGAGACUGCGUUCUUCACAAUUCUAAAAGAGAUUUAUAGGAUAAUCAGCAAGAAGAGCCUUGCAGCUGGGGAAGCAAUAGAUAUUAGUGGGAAUGCGGCGCUGUUUAAAGGAACUAAUAUUAUUGUUCCUGGACAAGACCAGGAUUCUGUCAAAAAAGGGUGUUGUUUUGCUUCGUGAACUUCACAUAAUUCCAUAAUCAUUUGAGUUGGGACCUUGUUUUUCUAUUCCACCUUGGUUUAUACUAAGAAAAAUGAAUUCAAUGUAUUACUAAUUUGUAUAGAGCCUGGCUUGAUACC
Messenger RNA from Cucurbita maxima (winter squash), 1100 nucleotides. Its product is annotated as ras-related protein RABA4d-like. Gene Ontology annotation, cellular component: endosome. Gene Ontology annotation, molecular function: GTP binding; GTPase activity. The record is from RefSeq and is a predicted model, not a curated record. Bases 310 to 981 code for a protein of 223 amino acids. Lineage: Eukaryota; Viridiplantae; Streptophyta; Magnoliopsida; Cucurbitales; Cucurbitaceae. The transcript is spliced from 2 exons.